Molecule: messenger RNA, 2228 nt
Organism: Actinia tenebrosa (Australian red waratah sea anemone)
Lineage: Eukaryota; Metazoa; Cnidaria; Anthozoa; Actiniaria; Actiniidae
Biological process (GO): one-carbon metabolic process
Molecular function (GO): zinc ion binding; carbonate dehydratase activity
Source: RefSeq, a predicted model, not a curated record
UAUAUUAUGAGUCAAAACAACUCGGUUCUCCAAUUCACUUUGGGUCUGCAUUGGGAGAUUACUGCUCGCGUCUACUCCAAAUGAAAACGAUGAUGUUGAUGCGGAUCAUAGUGUUGAUUGUUGGAUUCUUUGGCCUGGCAUCAGCAGCAGGGACUUGGGGUUAUGGCAAGACUAAUGGUGAAGUGUAUGGACCAUCAGACUGGGGUCACGUGUCCGAAGAUUGCAAUGGUCGUGCCCAGUCUCCAGUUAACAUCGUCCGUGAUGAAGUCAAAGAUGAUGAUGAUGAUGAUAAUAGCUUGCGUCCACUGCGUGUAAACUUUCAGUAUGUUUCUGGGACUGUAAAAGGAACUCUGGUCAACAAUGGGCAUUCGCCAACUUUCAAUGUGGAGAAAGGUGGAGCAAGUGUGAUCAAUCCAGUUAAUGGACAGAAGUACGUCCUUGCACAGUUUCACUUUCAUUUCGGAUGUACUGAUGACGUUGGUUCAGAGCACACGAUUGAUGGCAAGUCUUACCCAGGAGAGCUUCACCUGGUGUUCUACAACGCCAAAUAUGACCACAUUUCCACCGCUGCUACCAAAUCAGACGGCUUGACAGUGAUUGGUGUUUUCCUGAACAAGAGCUAUUUCGGACUAGACUAUAGCAUGUAUAAGUUAACAAGAAGCAUCAGAAAGAUCAAAGCAGAAGGUGCAAAAGUAUCAAUCUAUGUCAAACUGGAGCGCUUAAUUCGUGGUUUGUCGUCUGGUAGCAGAUCAUACUAUACAUACAAAGGAUCCCUGACCACACCUGGAUGCUAUGAGUCUGUUAGAUGGGUGGUGCUCAAGAGUCCUAUUAGCGUGAAUCAAAACGAUCUGAAUAUUUUCAGAAGCCUUCAAGCUACACAUGGCUACCAUCACGGCAAAAUGUGCAACAAUUACAGACCCACCCUACCCCUCAACGGCAGAAAGGUCUAUGGUUACGAGUCAUAUGUUCGAGUAGUUGACAACGAGACGAAGACAGUAAAUAUCAUAGAUAUGAGUUGUCCUUGGAUAGAGAACAGGAAGCAGAAAGACCAGGAAAAGACCACCAAGUACGCACCUUUAAGAUUGGAACUCAAACAGCAGCACAAGGGUUAUACCAAAGAUGUACUAGGAGCAUACUCAUCAGAAACCCGAGAAAAUGUGAAACUACUCCUUGGCAAGACAAAAGCUGACAAGACUUUAUUUAACAUGCAAAAGUCUGUAAUAUCAAGUAAAUCAGACUCAGGCCUGCGCGGUAGUUUUUUACUUUCGAGUUUUGUUUUACACGUGCAAAAUCAUCCGUAUUAUUAUUCGUUGAUUUUUUCGUAUCAGCUGGCUGCAAUCAUGCUCUUGACGACGAUUAUAGUUGGAAUGGCUGUAAUCUUUGGACCAGUAUCAGCAUCGGAAUCUUGGCGUUAUGGCAAGACCAGUGGUGGUGUGUAUGGUCCAGCAGAUUGGGGUCACGUGUCCAGAUAUUGUAAUGGUCGUGCCCAGUCUCCAGUUAAUAUUAUCCGAGAUAAUAUUGAAUAUGAUGAUGAUGAUGAUGACCACGACUUGCGCGUUUCGUUCGCCAACGCGGGUGGCCUUGUGACAGGAACUCUUGUUGACAAUGGACAUUCUCCUACUUUAAAAGUGGACAGAUCAAAAGGUGGAGCAAGUGUGAUCAAUCCAGUUAAUGGACAGAAGUACGUCCUCGUACAGUUUCACUUCCAUUUUGGAUGUACUGAUAACGUUGGUUCAGAGCACACGAUUGAUGGCAAGCCUUACCCAGGAGAGCUUCACCUGGUGUUCUACAACGCCAAAUAUGGCGACUUUUCGACCGCUGCCACUAAAACAGACGGCUUGACAGUGAUUGGUGUUUUCCUGAAAAAGGGGUCUAGUGGAGGAGAAGAACUAAAGACGUUUUCACAGAAUUUGAGGGCAAUAAUAAAAGAAGGAUCUCAGAAAGCUGGAGUUGCCGCCAAACUGGAUCACUUGGUUCCCGGUCUGUCGUCUGGUAACAGAUCAUACUACACAUACAAAGGAUCCCUGACUACCCCUGGAUGCUAUGAGUCUGUUAGAUGGGUGGUACUCAGGACUCCUAUCACUGCUGAUCAAGAAAUCGUAAGUAUCAACAUUGAUAUCAAUGUUAAAUAUAGAGAUGUAGUGAGUGGGGAGAUGGUACUUUACAGACGUAGGAGUGCCGGGCUGUCUGUUAAUAUUGCCUGUAACGUGCAGAACGAGAAAAGUUAA